CAGACACCUGGCUUUCAAGCAAACACAGCUACAACAUUCACGCUCUUUACACUGUUUUGGUGUAUAUUAGUCGCUGUGUAUUCAAUACACUUCUGUCGUAUGUACUUGUUGGCCCAUUUAAUUAUAUAUUUACGUUGUUUGUCAGCUAGCUGGUUUGCUAAAUUAGCUUAGAACUAGGCUAGUCGCUAAUGCUAACUAGCUAACAUCCCCGACCAUGAGUUCACUAAGCUACUCUCCUCCUGAUAAAGAAGAGGUCUGCUGGACGGAGAAAGAAGGUCUUGUGAAAGAGGAGGAGGAAGAGAAGGAUGUUACACUACAAAAACAAGUAGAGGGUGAGACUCUUACCGUGAAAAAAGAAGAGGAAGACGCGUUCAGAGUGAAAGAGGAGGAGGAUGUUACAGUAAAAGAAGAGGGGGAAGAGAAAGAGGGUGCAGUUUUUGGAGAGGAGGAGGGGGAGAUGACUGUAACAUUGGAGGAAGAAGAGGAGGUUGGAGAUCUGUUUAACACCAGAGAGAUACUUCACUAUCGUGGAUCAUCUGGGGAGCCUCAACAACCUCAUGAUGCUGAACAGGCAGAGAAGAAUCUCUCCAGAUCAGAACACCUCAAUAAACACCUGCAGAGAUCCACAGGGAAGAGAACUCACUACUGCUCUGACUGUGGGAAGAGAUUCACCUCAUCAGGCAUAAAAAUUCAUCAGAGAACACACACCGGAGAAAAACCUUUUUGCUGUGUUCAAUGUGGGAAGAGUUUUGGUCAAUCUGGCCAUCUGACAGUGCACCAGAGAACACACACAGGAGAGAAACCUUAUAGUUGUGGUCAAUGUGGGAAGAGUUUUUCAACAUCUGGCUCUCUGACGCUGCACCAGAAAACACACACAGGAGAGAAACCUUAUAGCUGUGGUCAAUGUGGGAAGAGUUUUGGUAGAUCUUGCUAUCUGACUCAACACCAAAAGACACACACAGGAGAAAGACCUUAUAGCUGUGGUCAAUGUGGGAAGAGUUUUGGUCAAUCUUGCCAUCUGACUCAACACCAGAAGACACACACAGGAGAGAAAUUAUAUAGUUGUGGUCAAUGUGGGAUGAGUUUUCUUCGAUCUGGAGAGUUGACAGUGCACCAGAGAAUACACACAGGAGAGAAACCUUACAGCUGUGAUCAAUGUGGGAAGAGUUUUGCUGCAUCUAGAACUCUGACUCAACACCAGAGAACACACACAGGAGAGAAACCUUAUAGCUGUGGUCAAUGUGGGAAGAGAUGUUCCACAUCUGGCCAUCUGACUGUACACCAGAGAAUACACACAGGAGAGAAACCUUAUAGCUGUGAUCAAUGUGGGAAGAGAUGUUCAACAUCUGGUCAUCUGACUGUACACCAGAGAACACACACAGGAGAGAAACCUUACAGCUGUGAUCAAUGUGGGAAGAGUUUUGGUCAAUCUGGAGAGCUGACAGUGCACCAGAGAACACACACGGGAGAGAAACCUUUCAGCUGUCAUCAAUGUGGGAAGAGUUUUGCUGCUUCGAGAACUCUGACUCAACACCAGAAAUUACACACAGGAGAGAAAUCUUAUAGAUGUGGUCAAUGUGGGAAGAAAUGUACAACAUCUGGCUCUCUGACUGUACACCAGAGAACACACACAGGAGAGAAUCCUUAUAGCUGUGAUCAAUGUGGGAAGAAAUGUACUACAUCUGGCUCUCUGACUGUACACCAGAGAACACACACAGGAGAGAGUCCUUAUAGCUGUGAUCAAUGUGGGAAGAAAUGUACUACAUCUGGCUCUCUGACUGUACACCAGAGAACACACACAGGAGAGAAACCUUAUAGCUGUGAUCAAUGUGGGAAGAGUUUUACUACAUCUGGCAAUCUGACUGUACACCAGAGAACACACACAGGAGAGAAACCGUAUAGCUGUGGUCAAUGUGGAAAGAGUUUUGCUCUAUCUAAAACUUUGACUCAACACCAGAGAAUACACACAGGAGAGAAAUCUUAUAGCUGUGAUAAAUGUGAGAAGACUUUUGGUCAAUCUUGCCAUCUGGUAUCACACCAGAGAACACACACAGGAGAGAAACCUUAUAGCUGUGGUCAAUGUGGGAAGAGUUUUGGCCAAUCUUGCCAUCUGGUAUCACACCAGAGAACACACACAGGAGAGAAACCUUAUGGCUGUGCUCAAUGUGGGAAGAGUUUUACUACAUCUGGCUCGCUGACUCUACACCAGAGAACGCACACAGGAGUAAAAUCUCAUAGCUGUGAUCAGUGUGACAAGAGAUACUCUGAUAAAAGAUCUCUGAUCAAACAUCAGAAAAUACAUGGAGUUUUUUCAUGAUAUCAAUGAAUUAAUGUCACAUAGUAGAAUGUUUUUAACAUUGUAGUAGAGGAGUAUUUUAAGGAAUUUCACAAUAUAGAACCCUACACUUUUGCCCCAUUUAAUUGAUUUCAGCCUUAGGAAAAAUCCAGGCUCUUGAAAGUGUACUAUUUAUGUGAUUUAACAAAAAAGUGACUAACACAAAAAGAGCUGUGUUACACUUACCAUGUUGGUGACCCACUUCUACAAAUUGUCCUCUAGCCAGUGAUGUACACAUUAUUCCCAGAUUCUGUGUGGUUUUUGACCUGUUAGUUUUAACAGGACGUGCAACCUCCUCUCGGCACAAUUGAUUUCAACAUGAUAUCGAUGAGUGAUGACAAAUAAGUGUUGUGUUCCUUUGUUUAGCGACCCCUAAAUUACGGAUAUUGCAGGAGUUUCCUCUUGAAAUCAGACAUGUCCGUGGUAAGGACAACUUGGAUGCUGAUUGUCUCAAAGGUGGGCAGUCAGAAAUAUUUGUGUUUUGCGUUUAGCCAGUGCGUUGUCAUGGAUCACAAUCUAUUUUGACUGCACGUUUUUUUGUAAUUGGGGAUGAGUUUUGUUUGGGUUCGUUCCAAGGGGAUGAGAGUUCUAGAAGCUAGUGAGUUUUAGGAAGACGAGAGUUCUAGAAGCUAGUGGGAAAACAAUAGUUUUUUCCCCCCUAUUUUUAAUUGUUGACAGUAGACACCAUGUUUAUAUUGGUAAAGGUGAAUCAUUGUAGUUGAUUAUAAUGUGAAAUGUAAAUUGUUUUCUGUUGGUGGUGAGCAAACUUAUCCAACAAAAAUAUAGGAUAUAUUUGUUGUCUUAAGGGGGAAGGUGUUACAGGCUUUUGUUUUAUGUUUUGAGGUUGGACUUUCGCCUGUGUAGCUUGUUAGCACCGAUUGGUGUCACCUCGUUAGUCAGUAUGUGUUACACCUGUCCAUCUCGUUAGUGGGAAGGUGUUUCACCUGAGCUGUUCCAGGUUCUAUUUUAGAGUGUCUGGCCCAGUGUUCCAGUUGUCUUGAUAGAUGUGGAGAGUCAACACCUUUAGUUUGCUCCACCUUUUUGGAUUUUCUUUUUUGAUUUGAUUCCUGUAAAAAAGUUUGAGGUGGUGGGACGGGUGCGCCAAUCGCCCGUGAGGAGAUGGCGCAAAGUACAUCUGGACCGUCGGUUCCGGGGAUUGGACUGGCCAACACGGUGCGCUUUUCUUGGCGGGGAAAAGAGAUGGAGCCUUGGGGGAGAGAAACCUUCGGGAGGAACAUCCUAAUGGGGCACCUAAAAUUGAACGUUAGAGAUGUUCUCUGCCUUCAGGGGAACCCAAUGGAGAAGGGGUUUGAUGUAACCCUAUAUUUGGAAGAAAAACACAAUGAGAUUAUGAAGACGGAAAGGAAAGAAGGUCCCCUGUGUCUUUACACGGUGACCAGCCUGGCAAGAAACAACUUCAGGGUGGUCACCGUAACCAUGUACAAUCCGCACGUGAAGGACGAAGAAGUGAGGGCCUUUCUGGGGAGGUACAUGGACAAUGUCUCUUCAGCGAGGUACCUCAGGGACUCCCUGGGUUUCUGGAAUGGGAAGAGAGGCUUCCAGGCGUUACUCAGGGAGUCCCCGAAGAGUGUGGAUGGCUACCUCCAUCCUCCGGCGAUGUUCUCCCUGGGGGCUGACAGGGGAACACUCUACUAUGCACGUCAGCCCCCGUUCUGCAGGCGUUGUAUGGCCUAUGGCCAUAUCCUGGCCACGUGCAGCGCCAAGAGGUGUCGGUUUUGUGGGUCGGAAGAGCACGAGGCCAGGGAGUGUGACGAGCCCAAGGCUUGCCACGGGUGUGGCUCAAGAGCACACCUGUGGCGUGAUUGCCCGUCUCGUCACAGGUCAUACGCGUCUGCAGCUGGGGGAGGAGCGGGGGAUGGGGGGAGGAAAGAGAGGACGCAUGCGGAUUGUACGGAUGGCACAGGGGAAAGGACGGAGAAGGACGAAGAAGGGAAGAAGGAAGAGGCGAAAAGAAAGAGGAGUGAAGAUGGAAAGAAGGAAAAAGAAGGAGAGAAGAAAAAGAAGGCGGAAGAACAGGAAGGAGCGGAGAAGAGGGAGAGUGGGACAGUGGUGCGAGAAGGAGUGGAAGAGGGAGUGUGGGACAGUGGUGCGAGAAGGAGUGGAAGAGGGAGUGGUGACAGUGACGGGGACGGAGGGA
This is a messenger RNA of Oncorhynchus keta (chum salmon), 4493 nucleotides long. RefSeq names its product zinc finger protein ZFP2-like. Lineage: Eukaryota; Metazoa; Chordata; Actinopteri; Salmoniformes; Salmonidae. The coding region runs from base 215 to 2317 and encodes 700 amino acids. The transcript has 3 exons. The record is from RefSeq and is a predicted model, not a curated record.